Molecule: messenger RNA, 612 nt
Organism: Equus quagga
Lineage: Eukaryota; Metazoa; Chordata; Mammalia; Perissodactyla; Equidae
Gene: IL17A
Product: interleukin 17A
Exons: 3
Coding region: 58-525 (155 amino acids)
Biological process (GO): inflammatory response
Cellular component (GO): extracellular region
Molecular function (GO): cytokine activity
Source: RefSeq, a predicted model, not a curated record
CAGCAUCUCACAACAGGCAAGAGCUCAUCCAUCUCCAGUUAAUCAGGAGAAACUACAAUGGCUCCUCUGAGAACUUCAUCCGUGUUCCAGUCACUGCUGCUGCUGCUGAGUCUGGUGGCUAUCGUGAAGGCGGGAAUAGUAAUCCCACAAAAUCCGGAAUGCCCGACCACUGGGGACAAGAACUUCCCUCAGAAUGUGAAGAUCAACCUAAACAUCCUUAACCGGAAAACGAAUUCCAGAAGGGCCUCAGAUUACCACAACCGCUCCACCUCCCCUUGGAAUCUCCACCGCAACGAGGACCCUGAGAGAUACCCCUCUGUGAUCUGGGAGGCGAAGUGCCGCCACCUGGGCUGUGUCAACGCCGAAGGGAAGGUAGACUUCCACAUGAACUCCGUCCCCAUCCAGCAAGAGAUCCUGGUCCUGCGCAGGGAAUCUCAGAACUGCCCCCACUCCUUCCAGCUGGAGAAGAUGCUGGUGGCCGUGGGCUGCACCUGCGUCACCCCCAUUGUCCGCCACAUGGGUUAAGAGCUUCGGGUCUGACCCCAGCUCCCCAAAGCAGUUAGGCUUUCUGGGGAGUAGACCCAGCCCCAUUUCUGACCAAACUCAGUGGGC